AUCCGUCCACUUCGAAGGAACCUUAAUAAUUAGCCGUAUUGGUUUUGUAAGGAAAAAAUGCGGAUAAAAAUGUUAACAUUUUACUGACCACUGCUAUCUUUUCACGAACCUCAGAACUAUCAGAUAUACUAAAGAGAGCUGAAGUAAUUCAUUCUUUCCAUCGUUAAAAUGGCUGGGUCUAAGUAUGAUAAAUUAAUUGAUGCAGAUGAUGAUGUUUUUGACAAUUCUGUAACACAAAAAAGGAAUACCAACAGUAACUUUACACUGAGUCGAAUCAAGGAGGAUGCUCUAUUAAAUGAUUUUGAUUCAUCUUUUGUAGAGUCUGAUGUUACAAAUGUCCCCAAAACUAAUAGGAAAAAAGUUACUCUUACCGACGUCGAUAUUGAUGACGAUGAUAUAUUUUUCAAUGACCCGUUGUUGAUGAAUCAUAACCAAUCUCAAUCUCAAUCUCAUUCUCAAUCUCAAUCUCAAUCAACAUAUCAAGUCAGCGAUGAUGUUAGAGAUAGUAAUACCAAUGAAUUAGAAUCAUCAAGUAAUUAUUUUUCGAUAAAUUAUUAUAGAAAGUAUUUUAAUUUGACCUCAUCGUUUUUCUUCAAAAAAGUAUUGAAUUAUUUAAAUAUUUAUUCAAACUAUAAAAUUUCAACAUCGAAAAAUUUAAAUCCUCUUUACAUCAAUUCGAAUUUUAAUAAUAUUGAAGAUGAUAUUGGAGAACUUUAUGGACCAAUUUGGAUCAUUGCAACGAUUUCAUUUAUAUUAUUUUUUUCAAAAUCAUCUUCAGAUUUGUUAUACAACUUUAUCAAAAACGGGAUAAAUUAUCAGAAUCCUGAUAAUGAUAAUAAUAAUGAUAAUGAUAAUAAUAAUUUGAUUAGUAACUCCAAUUUUAAUAAUUUAACAAAUUCACUAAUUUAUUUAUAUUCUUAUACUAUUAUUAUACCAGUUAUAAUAUAUUUAAUAGCCAAAUGGUUGAAUUUUAAAAGAUUUUUAAAACUAAUUAAAAUUAUUGAAAUUUUUGGAUAUUCAAAUUUAGUUUGGAUACCACUUUCAUUGUUAAAUUUUUUCAAGAUAUUUUUGAUUAAUUUUAAGUUUUUGGAAAAUUUAUUAAUUUGGAUUUUUAUUUUUAUUGGCUAUUUAUUUAGCUUUGGAAAUUUAUUUUUCAUUCUAUUACCAAUUUUUAAAAAAAAUAUUGAUUUAAAUGACAAUAAUUCAAUUGAAGGUAUCAGUGAUUAUAGGAAAGCCUAUUUAAUUUUGACAGGCUUAGGGAUAAUCCAAGCGAUUUUUGCGAUGACAAUUAAAUUUACUUUUUUCCAUAAUUUUUCCUAAAUAUUUUAUAAUUGAACAAAUGGUUUAUAAUUAAAUGACCUUGAUUAAUUAGUGAGUAAAAAAAUGUAUAAAAAGAAUUUAUAAGAAAAUUGGUAGGUAAUGAAAAAUGAAUGGGAUAAGAAUUAAGUGGUAAAAAUGAAAAUGAAGAUAAAAUUAAAAGAACAUGAAAAGGUUAUGAAAAGGAUAUGAAAUUAAGAUGAAAAAAAUAAAAAAAAAAAC
Messenger RNA from Ascoidea rubescens DSM 1968, 1539 nucleotides. It is a transcript of the gene YIP5, whose product is annotated as Yip5p. The coding region runs from base 169 to 1320 and encodes 383 amino acids. The record is from RefSeq and is a predicted model, not a curated record. The transcript has a single exon. Gene Ontology annotation, molecular function: small GTPase binding. Gene Ontology annotation, biological process: vesicle-mediated transport. Gene Ontology annotation, cellular component: Golgi apparatus. Lineage: Eukaryota; Fungi; Ascomycota; Saccharomycetes; Ascoideales; Ascoideaceae.